Xenia sp. Carnegie-2017 is the source of this 1376-nucleotide messenger RNA. Its product is annotated as serine/threonine-protein phosphatase 6 catalytic subunit. The coding region runs from base 21 to 932 and encodes 303 amino acids. The transcript is spliced from 8 exons. Gene Ontology annotation, molecular function: protein serine/threonine phosphatase activity. The record is from RefSeq and is a predicted model, not a curated record. Gene Ontology annotation, cellular component: cytoplasm. Lineage: Eukaryota; Metazoa; Cnidaria; Anthozoa; Malacalcyonacea; Xeniidae. Gene Ontology annotation, biological process: peptidyl-serine dephosphorylation; G1/S transition of mitotic cell cycle.
UUUUCUGCUUGUUUAGCAAGAUGGCAGAAUUGGAUCGUUGGGUCGACAUCGCGAAAGAUUGCAAAUACUUGCCUGAAAAUGAUCUUAAAAAACUCUGCGAUUACGUUUGUGAUUUGCUGCUUGAAGAGUCAAACGUUCAGCCGGUGUCUUCUCCAGUAACGGUCUGUGGGGACAUCCAUGGUCAGUUCUAUGAUUUGGAGGAGCUGUUUCGAACUGGUGGUCCUGUACCAGACACUGCAUAUAUUUUUAUGGGGGAUUUUGUCGACAGAGGUUAUUACAGUUUGGAGUGCUUCACAAGACUUCUAACAUUAAAGGCCAAAUGGCCCAACAAGAUCACUUUAUUGCGUGGAAAUCACGAAAGCCGACAAAUCACCCAAGUCUAUGGUUUCUAUGAUGAAUGUCAAAACAAGUAUGGAAAUGCGAACGCCUGGAAAUACUGUUGCAAAGUAUUCGACCUGCUGACCAUAGCAGCUAUAAUCGAUGAUCAGGUGUUAUGUGUGCACGGCGGUCUGUCGCCGGACAUCAAGACACUUGAUCAAAUACGAACCAUCGAGAGAAACAUGGAAAUACCGCACAAAGGAGCAUUCUGUGAUUUGGUGUGGUCUGAUCCGGAGGACGUCGAGACCUGGGCCAUGAGUCCCCGUGGUGCAGGCUGGUUAUUUGGCUCUAGAGUUACGCAAGAGUUUGUCCAUAUAAACAGUCUGAAAUUGAUAUGUCGCGCGCAUCAGCUUGUCCACGAAGGGUACAAGUACAUGUUCGACGAGAAACUGGUGACCGUUUGGUCAGCACCUAACUACUGUUACCGGUGUGGCAACAUUGCCUCCAUACUCGCUUUCACCGAUGCCGAUAGGAAGGAAGCUAAACUAUUCAAAGCGGUCGCCGACAACGAGAGGGUGAUCCCUCCUCGCACCACCACGCCAUAUUUCCUGUGAAGAUGCUAUUACAAGGUCGGGUUCGUGAAUGAUAAAGAAAUUUUUCAAGACGAGAGGUAACUUCCAUCUUGAACAUGCAUGUAUGUAAAUCCGCAAAUAAUAGUCUUCGAGCGGUUUAAUUAAUCCAUCUUCGAAGAAUUAGAGAUAUAACUUAAUCCAGCUUUGAAAUAAUUAGAGAUGAACUUAAUCCACCUUUGAACUAAAGUAUGUGGAUAAACUCGUGGAUUUAUUUUCAUUGAAAUAAUUGCAAUGCAGAAGAAAAUUCAAUGGAAAAGCACACUUAUUCGACAAAAUGCACCUUUCCAUUGAAUUUCUGUAUAAAGUUAAAUAUUUUACUGCAUGAAUUUAGUUUUUGGUCAAAAAAUUAAAAUCUGACCAAUGUCUGUUAAUUAACUUUACUUGAUCAGAGGUAUAAAUUAUGAAAAUAUAUUGUGCAAUUCGUAA